GAUGGCGGGUUUGACUGUGAGAGACCCUGCGGUGGAUCGUUCUCUGCGUUCGGUGUUCGUGGGCAACAUUCCAUAUGAGGCUACUGAAGAGCAGUUAAAGGACAUCUUUUCUGAGGUUGGACCCGUUGUUAGUUUCAGGUUGGUAUAUGAUAGGGAGACAGGAAAGCCAAAGGGUUAUGGCUUCUGUGAAUACCAAGACCAGGAGACGGCACUUAGUGCCAUGCGAAACCUGAAUGGGCGUGAAUUCAGUGGAAGAGCACUUCGCGUGGACAAUGCUGCCAGUGAAAAGAACAAAGAAGAGCUGAAGAGCCUUGGCACUGGUGCCCCUGUCAUUGAGUCACCUUAUGGAGAGACCAUCAGUCCUGAGGAUGCCCCUGAGUCCAUUAGCAAAGCAGUUGCCAGUCUUCCACCAGAGCAGAUGUUUGAGCUGAUGAAACAAAUGAAGCUCUGUGUCCAGAAUAGUCCUCAGGAAGCACGGAACAUGUUGCUUCAGAACCCUCAACUGGCUUAUGCUUUGCUACAAGCACAGGUAGUGAUGAGAAUUGUGGAUCCAGAGAUUGCCCUGAAAAUUCUGCAUCGUCAGACAAAUAUCCCAACACUGAUUGCAGGCAACCCUCAGCCAGUCCACAGUGCCGGCCCUGGCUCAGGAUCCUCUGUGUCAAUGAGCCAGCAGAAUCCUCAGGCCCCUCAGGCCCAGUCUUUGGGUGGAAUGCAUGUCAACGGUGCACCUCCUCUGAUGCAAGCUUCUAUGCAGGCUGGAGUUCCAGCACCAGGGCAAAUACCAGCAACUGUAACAGGACCUGGCCCUGGUUCCUUAGCUCCUGGAGGUUAUCUGGGACCACCUCAUCAGGGUCCACCCAUGCACCAUGUCCCUGGUCAUGACAGCCGUGGCCCACCCCCACAUGAAAUGAGGGGAGGGCCAUUAGCUGAGCCCAGACCUCUAAUGGCGGAGCCAAGAGGACCCAUGCUAGAUCAGAGGGGUCCACCGUUGGAUGGCAGAGGCGGAAGAGAUCCCCGAGGCAUAGAUACACGAGGAAUGGAGGCACGAGCCAUGGAGGCUAGAGGAUUAGAUGCCAGAGGAUUGGAGGCCCGUGCUAUGGAAGCCCGAGCGAUGGAGGCCCGUGCAAUGGAGGCCCGUGCGAUGGAGGCCCGUGCAAUGGAAGUCAGAGGGAUAGAAGCCAGAAGUAUGGAUACAAGGGGCCCAGUCCCUGGUCCUAGAGGUCCUAUACCUAGUGGAAUCCAAGGUCCCAGUCCAAUUAACAUGGGGGCAGUUGGCCCCCAGGGAUCCAGACAGGUCCCAGUUAUGCAGGGAGCAGGCAUGCAAGGAGCAAACAUUCAGGGUGGAGGUCAGCCUGGGGGCUUUAGUCCUGGCCAGAACCAGGUCACCCCACAGGACCAUGAGAAGGCUGCUUUGAUCAUGCAGGUUCUUCAACUGACUGCAGACCAGAUCGCCAUGCUGCCUCCUGAGCAGAGGCAAAGUAUCCUGAUCUUAAAGGAACAAAUACAGAAAUCCACUGGAGCACCUUGAAAGGUUUUCAAAAAUACCUGGCAACAAAUCUGGAAAUUAAUUCCAUAACUUUGUUGAAAUGUUGCAAAAAGAUGACUUCUGCAU
This is a messenger RNA of Puma concolor (puma), 1612 nucleotides long. NCBI's taxonomy places the organism in Eukaryota, Metazoa, Chordata, Mammalia, Carnivora, Felidae. The record is from RefSeq and is a predicted model, not a curated record.